Messenger RNA from Ostrinia nubilalis (European corn borer), 7202 nucleotides. RefSeq names its product protein tramtrack, alpha isoform-like. Gene Ontology annotation, cellular component: nucleus. Bases 366 to 2021 code for a protein of 551 amino acids. Gene Ontology annotation, biological process: regulation of transcription by RNA polymerase II. NCBI's taxonomy places the organism in Eukaryota, Metazoa, Arthropoda, Insecta, Lepidoptera, Crambidae. Gene Ontology annotation, molecular function: protein binding. The record is from RefSeq and is a predicted model, not a curated record. The transcript is spliced from 3 exons.
AGUCGGCGUUCGCCGCGCGGGGUUGCGGGCUGGCGGCCGUCAGUCGUCGGGUGAGCGGGGUGCGACGUAAACGCGGACUCGGACUAUGGCGGAAGGGCUGAACCUCACUCCCAUAAAAGGGUCGAGUUGAUUGUGGUGCAGAUACGUGUGGUUCCCCCGCGCCCGGCACACAAAAUGCACUAACACUAUGAAACAUGAAAAUGGCUUUCAAAAAGUAAACAUUAUAUAUUGUUAAAGUUUUGUUGUAUUGUUCGUGGAACAGAGAGAAUACUUAUGUAUACAUUGAGAUAUUGUUGGUAUAUUAGAUUUUAAGCCCUGACUGGUAAAGAUCAUAUCUUCCAAAGAAGGAAAUAUAAAACGCAAAAAUGGCGACGCAAAGAUUUUGCUUGAGGUGGAACAACCACCAAUCGAAUAUGCUGUCCGUGUUUGACCAACUGCUACACGCAGAAACGUUCACCGAUGUAACACUAGCUGUGGACGGCCAGUUGCUAAAAGCACAUAAAAUGGUUUUAUCGGCUUGCAGUCCUUACUUCCAAGCCUUGUUUGUCAAUCAUCAAGAGAAACAUCCUAUUGUUAUACUGAAGGAUGUACCCUAUUCAGACAUGAAGAGUUUAUUAGACUUCAUGUACCGAGGAGAGGUGAGCGUUGACCAGGAACGGUUGACGGCUUUCCUGAAAGUCGCUGAAAGUCUGAGGAUAAAAGGCCUUACCGAAGUGAAUGAGGAGAAAUGUGAUAUUCCAGCCCUCACGAACUCUUUGAUACAACAUCAGCAAACGAACACGACCGCUCACACGCCCCCGCCCCAGCUUCAUAGGAUACAUCCGUACAUGCACCAAAAGCGGCCGGCAUCUGGGAUGCCUACUGGUGGAGCACCCCCGAAUUUAUUAAUGCCUUUAUUGGGCAACGCCUUAAUGCAACCGAAAAGGAAAAGAGGUCGACCAAGAAAACUAAGUGGGAGCUCCAGCGAUGCUUUAAACACAGCAGCUAGUCCACCUGGCGAAUUUAUACCGGAGUCCGCAGCACACGCUACUACCAAUAGGCCUGGAGAUCAACUCAUUCGUGGUUCACCGGAGAUGUUAGAAGUAAAGAUGUCCAUGGAUGGCUUCAACAACACUGAGGAUGGCGCAACAUCAGGCGGCGAGGAUGCAGGCGAGGCUUUGUUGAUUGAUGAGGGCGAUGACGCCCAAUCAACCGAAGCCCAUACCGGCAAGGACUCCGAAUCUGCAGAUCCCGAUAAACCACCCAAAGAGGAAACGCAUCAAAAGUAUCCAACUAACGGACCGGUUUUGUCUAUCGAAAACGGAUCCAUUAAGCAGGAACCUGCAGCCGACAUUACCGACGGGUACAAUGAACCUAUCGAAUACAAAUACAACCCUGAUCGGAGCCGCGAAAAUUCUAACUCUCAAGAUGGCCCUAUUAAAGAUGCAGACGAUAAAAACAGACUAGGUCGUAACUUGAAGCCAAAGAAUAAUAAAAAAAUACUACCCCAAAUGUCAAAAAUUAGAGCCCGAAACUUAUUCAAUCAGCUCUCUGGUCUCUCCAAUUUAAACCCCGCACUUAACAACUUUGACAAAUACCCACCAGAAACUGUUCUCAUGCCAGCUCUUGCCACUCAACUGUUCGCUGCUGAACUGGAGCAAAAUAACUUAAACUUGGCUAACAACGAAAUUGCUGAUCUAGCGCAAACUAACUGGGAACAUCGCAUAUUUCCAUCGCCGAUUAGGAAAAAUAAUAUUGGCAACGUAGGCAACUAUCACGAGGAUACUAACGAAUCCGUUAGGGAUUACUGUAUCAAGGAAGGAGAGAAUGUUUUCAGAUGUAAGAUUUGCGCGAGAGUGUACACGCACAUCAGCAACUUCUGCCGGCACUACGUCACUUCUCACAAGAAGGACGUCAAAGUGUUUCCUUGCCCCAUCUGCUGCAAAGAAUUCACUCGAAAGGACAACAUGAUUGCACAUCUAAAAAUUAUACACAAAAACCAACCAAACGCCAAUGAACAAUUGGCUAAACAGGAGUCCUAAUCGAUCCGAGGCAAUAUACUCAUUAUUAUUAUUAAUGACGGAAGAUUUUUAGAUCUGAUUAUAUUAUUAAAAGUAGGUUCGUUUGAUCUACGUAUAACAUAUUAAAUUCUAAAUAGUGGGUAAAUUGUAGAUUUGCGAUUGAGUAAGCAUUCGAGCUCUAAGUUUCAUGAGUAAAUUAUAUCAAUAAGUUGUUGAUAUUAAGUGAAAACGUUUGUUGUUAUAUUUAUAUAUUUAUAUGUUUGUUCCAUUUGUUUCUUAGAGUGCUGACCUUAAAAGAGAUUUGUCAUUUUCUAUGAUUUACUUGUUAUUUUGCACUUACUUGUUACUUAAUUUUAUUACUUACAAAUUUUUCAGGGUACAAAGUAACUACUCAUGGUGAUUUAUUAAAUCAAAGUAGUCAAUUCAACUACUUUUAUGUGCUGAAUAUUUAAAUUACUUACAUACAAUUCUCAUUGAACUGAAUUAGUUAGUAAUAAGUUAGUAGUUAUAAUCGAGAAUAAACAAUGGCAAAGUCUUUUUGUAUAUCACGAGUUUUUUGAAGUGCAACUGGUUUCAGUAUGCGAACUUGUGAUAAAAUAUACGCUAAAGAGGCUAAACAAAGCUCUACAAAAAGAUUUUAAAUCAAAUGACCGUUGUGUAGUGGUGUAAAAUGCAUUUUUCAUUUAACUUGCCUUAUUAGUGAUCUUAGUUGUAAAUGAUGAAUAACUUCUUCGAAGUAAAACUCAACACAGGCUAUGAAUAUAUUUUCUAGAAUUGUUAAGAUUAAUUUAAAAUAUUUUAUCAAUGUUGAAAUAUUUGGUUGUAAAUGUUAUGGUAUUCAAAUAUGUAUAUAUAUACGAUAUACACGUAUGACUGAUGAGUAUCGUAAAACAACAUAAUAUUUACAUGAAAUACCUCAGUUUGUUGAAGCAUGUAGAAAGAACUGCUAUGAAGUUACUAUGGGCGUUGAAGUUAUAUCUCUGAGCCCCGUUCUCAUUUGCGGUACUCUUUCAUUACAGCGUGUGACUCAUAUAGUAAAAAAUAACAUUAUUUAUAGCUCUUAAAAUCUCACUAAACAGCGAAAACGUAGGAUUAUAGACUUAAUAAAUGUUCAGUUCCUGUACUUUUUAACAGAGCCCCAACUCAUUGUGACAGUUAAUUAGUAAUUCAAUAGCUGUCAUUAUUGAUUAAGAUUUAGAUAAAUAUUUCUUUUGUUUUAUGGAAUGAUUUACGCGUUUUUAGAAAAUAAUAAAGGAGUAUCUGUCAAAGACAAUAUUACAUAGGAUUUUACAGAGUUAUAUUGAAACACACAACUGUAGUAAGUACUUUAAUAAGUUUCAAACUCUGAAAUAACAGUUAGCAUUUUCAUAAAAUAAAAAUUCACAUACCACUUCUAUUUCGGGUUAUUAGCAGAAUUAUACACAACCUAUAUAAUUAUUAUGUAAAUUAUUUAAAACACACUGUUAUAAAUGUUGAUAGUUUCAUAAAUGUAAAUAAUAUAAAGUGAAUACAACAAUGUGUUGUUGUAAAAGUGAUCUUAGCAAGGUGCUUUGAAAGAUGAUUAUAAAUAUCUGGAAUCAUGAGAUGAUUUGUAUAUUCUAUUUUAGUAGAAAUCAAAAAAUGCCUUAAUUAUUAAAUAAGGAACAGUACUUAUAAAUUAUGUAGUUAAAAUUAGAGGCAAAAGUAGUCUUCCAUAUAUAAAUAGUGACACGAUUCUCCCAAACGUUUAUUAGAUGAAUAUAAUAAAAUGAACAGAAUAAUGUGAAACGCGUAAUAUGAAGUAUGAAACUAAUGAUAGUAGUACUUAAUAUUUCAAUACAUUACGUUGUUAACCCUGACACCAAAUCUUUCCAAUAUACAUAUUGAAACUUAGGUCCAGGGAACGCUUGCCUAUUAGUGUGCCUUUACUUGUAUAAUCAUAAGUUAUAUAUUUAUUAAAUACUAUUAGAAACAUAAGAAAUGUCAAAGAAUGUUAUGUAUUAUUUAUUUUCAUUAUUCAGAGUUUACAUCUAGGUACUGUAAGAAGCUUCCUUAGAAGUUUAGAGACCUUUAGGCCCAAGUAGUUAAUAAAUAUUUUGUAAAUGAUAAAAACAUCAUCUCAUGUUUCCCAUUUUAUUUGGAAAUUGACAAAAUUUAAAUGUUUUAUUAUGAAAAGAAUUAAAUAAAAACCUAUGACUUUCGAGGCAAUUAGGUCUUGAUAAUCAAUAUUAAGACUGUGUAAAUUCAUAAAUAAACGAAUUUAUUGUACCUACCUUUCAUAACCUUUAUAUGAAAUUUACCUUGGCGAUUGAUAGGUACUUAAAAGGGAUAUUUAGACUUAAUUAUUGUGAGGCUAAUAUGGGAAGUUUCAGGAAUCUAUUAUUCAUUAUAGUCAAUUUAGCCAGUGCCUAAGCUAACUCAUUCAAAAUUAUCACUUAUUGUUUAUCUCUACUUAACCUCCUCGAAAUUAUCAUUAUCACUAAAUUAUUUAAAAUAAUAUAUGAAUUGUAUAUUAAUUUCAUAUUGACAUAUUUAAUAUAUUAUAUCAAUGAAAUAUUAUUUAUUGAGUGUUAUAUCAUCUAUUGGUGCUAAAUUAUACUUAAGAAAACGUCACAUUUGAUGUGACUGAGAUGGAUUGUCCCUUUUUAAUAUACAUAAUAUAUUGUUUGUUGACAUUGUUAUGUUAAAUAAUUGAUUAUACAUAUAUAUUUAUGAAUACAUUUAGUUUUAUCAUCCAUAAUAUUAUGUUACAUUAAUAGAUCAUAACAAAUAAUGGGACUUCCUAUAAGAAUCGGUUAUAUUAUUAUCCAGUCAUAAAUAUGUAAAAUCUUGUUGAAAAUAUUGACAAACAUACCUUUGUAGACGCGUUUCCAAAAUUAUUGUUUUGUAUUAAAUAAUAAUUAUAAUAACUUACUUUCAACAAAUUAAUAAUAACGCAAAUAUAUUUAGACAGAAUGUUAUAAUUAAAAAUAGAGUGUACAAUCUAUACACGACAGAUUCUAAAGAGAUAGUUUUAAAUUAUUUAUUUAUAACCAAAUAAGGAAUUACUCAUACUGAUAAUUAAUGGUUUAGGUACAAAUUCACUUGAAAGAAUUCAACGAAUUUCUGAACAUAAUUAUUUUAGUGUUUUUGGUUCUAAAUAUACCAUUUUACUUACACUUGACCAGUAAUUAGGUAAUCAAUAUAAAUUAAAAUUGACCAAGUUUUCUGAUUGUAACAACCAAAAUAUAUUGUCGAUUUACAAUAAUGUUUGACGAUCGAUGCAUAAUAACAGCAUGUUUUGAUAAUGUGGGGGGUAUGUCUGAACAACUACUUACAGUUUAAUAAGUACGUAUGUAAUUAUUAUUGUUGUUUUGUUCGACAAGACUUACAAGCAAAAAAUAUUAUAAAUAAAAGUAAUUAAUAUUCUACUGGAAAAGCAUUAAUAUGUUCAGGGAUUCAUUGAAAAUUAACAAUGCUCUCAUAGAUUUUUUCGGAACUUGCAAAUAGAUAAGUUUAAAUGAUAUAAUUAUUGAGUAACUUCACACAAAUUACGAUAUGGAAUAGUCUCUAGCCAAAUGUUAAGUAAAUCAUAUUUUUUUUGUUAUUUGCACUUAGACAAUAGCAAAUGCAAAGAGUAAUGUUUAGAUAUAUUUAGAAUUGACAGUUACACGAUAAUAGAAUUACCUAUUUGUUAAUGAAAGAUACAUUGGUAUACAAUAAGGUGUUAAUUACUAUUUUUAGAAUCUUUAAAGAAAAUAAUAAAAGUUACAGCAAAACAUUAAUUAUUUCAAUUAUUAUACAUAUUUUUUUGUUUUGUUACGUUACUUUAAUACCCUUGUUUAAUUUCUCUUUAUGUUUGUGACUUUGAUAUUGUAUUGUUUGUUAAGUAUCUACUUGAUGAAUGUUUUUUCUAUUCUACCACUCUUCAAAUUGAAUAUAAUAAUAUUCUUAGAAGAAAAUAAGAAUUAACUUUGAAAUUGUUUUCCAGAUUUCUCAGUUUUACUGUUAAAAUUAUUCAUAAUUAUAAAUUCGUGUUUUUAGAUAACUUCUUAUUGUUACUCGUGAUAUUCAUAGCAACGACGAGAAAAGCUGAAGUUUGAAACAAUUCUUAUAAAAUUAAUUUAAUGUAUAAUCGUAGCAAAGUAACAACACGGGUUAUUAGUAAAGAAUAGUUUAAUGGAUAAGUUAUUUAUAAUUUAAUAGACAUAAAUAGUGUUGUUAACAAUCGAGUGAAUUUUUUAAACAAUAGAAUGUUUAUUAGUCACGACGAGAGGACUGAUCAGGUAUGUUAUCCUAUGGUACUACUCUCCGUUUAGUAGUCGGUGUGGUUAGAGCUAGAUACAAUAAUAAUUAUUAUGCUUUCUAUGUUGCUCAAAUUGAUGCUAUGCGAUGAACAAGUAUUUUGGUCCAGUACAAAUUGUUUGCUUUUGUAUUUUUAUUUUUUAAAUUAAACACUAAUGCAAUAUUAAGUAUCCAAAUGAUAAUUUUACGAGGCUAUCAAUAUAUCCAUCUGUUCAGUUUAAUCUGAACGUUUUGUUUCCUAUUUUCAAAUACUGAAGGCAGCUAAUAUAUCAACCUUCUUUUAAAUAUAAUUUUCAGUUAUGCAACACAAUGUUGCAGUUCUAUACGAAUCUUUCAAUUACUAUUAAACCCACCUUUUGUGAUCUUAUGAGCUAAGUUAACUGAAGUGUUAUUUUUGUAAUUAUGUACCUACUACUGAACUUGCCGAAAUAGUUCCAAAUGCAAACACUUGAGUCCUAUUAUGUCAUAGUGAAAUCUGUUCUUUUUUGUUAUUAUAUUUUUUAAUUUAUUAUUUAAUUAAUAAAUUAUGAUUAGGUUACAUAGUUUCAUUAAGCAGUUUAACUUUGCUACAGUUACUUGUUCAAAUCUCAUCAAUACAAAAACGAUCACUUGGCAUCAUUUCAUUAGUUAUUUGUUUAUGUUUAGUUUUAUUUUUGUCAAAUUGCCAAUACUUACUUGUAUUAGUACUUUUUUGUUUUAGUUUAAACUGUUUAUUUAUAAACUUACUACACGGACACAAUGGUUUUAUUCUCUAAAAGAAAAACGCAGUGCGUUUAUACGGUGCUAUUAUUUAUUUACUAUCAUACUAUUAGGUGUUGAUAUUAAGAACAAUCCUGAGAGAACGCGAGACAUUGUCCGUGUGGUAGGUCUUUUUUUGUUUUGAUGUAUUUUUUCACCCAUUAUCAUUUGAUUUGAACAAAUAAAGGUUAAUAUAUUUUC